UAAACGCCAUCUUGAUUGUCAGGGGUCACAUGAGGGGAGGUGUCACUGUUUCAUUUUGUUUUGUGCUACUCUUAAAUUUGUAACGAUGUUUGGCGGUGAUGACGACGAUGAUGGCGACUUUCUGAUGCCUGGAGGGAGCUCAAAGCUGAGUUCUCUGUUUGGUAUGGAUCGUGCAAGUAACACUGGUGGCAAUGCAUCGCUGACUUACACAGCACCAAAGCAGCCAAAGAAACAAAAAGAAACUGCUUCUGAUCCGGCAGCACCUAAAGUCCUACAUGCGAUAGCAGUUCAAGCCUUCAAAUAUAUUAAUGGGCAAUACAAUAAACAAGGAAAACUAGGAGCUGCUGUGCUUGGUAACCAUGCCAACAAUGAGUAUCAAAUUCUCUUGUAUUUAAGUAAAAAACAGCAAGUUUCAUCGACUAGAAUCACUGCCAGUUUCAGUUUUGUGGUGCAGGCAAACAAUUAUGGUACAUUUUAUGACGAUACAAGACAAAACUGGUCUAUUAUGUUUGAAUCUGAACAGAAUGCCUUAGACUUCACUAAGCAGAUAGCUCUGUCUAAAGUGAACAGUGCUGGAGGAAAUACAGAUGGCGUCAUUACACAAGAUAUGAUACUAGGAGAUGGAUUGGCUUUGGAUAAUGGAGAUUCAGUGGAAGUUAAAUACACAGGAUGGAUUUAUAGUAAUCAUGGAUUAGGAAAGGUUUUUGAUAGCAAUGCGAAUUCUGAUAAAUCAUUUAGAUUUAAAAUAGGCAAAGGCAAAGUGAUCAAGGGAUGGGAUGAAGGUGUACUUGGUAUGAAGAAAGGUGGUAAAAGACUCUUAAUAAUACCUCCAUUUCUGGCUUAUGGAAGUACAGGAAUGGGGAACAGAGUUCCUCCAAAUUCUACGCUUAUAUUUGAAGUGGAAAUAAAGAAAGUUAAAUUUUCAAAAGACAGAGAAGAUCACAGUUCAUCUUCUUCAUCACCGGUUGUCAUGGCAACACAAGAUGCCACUGAAUCAACUGCUACAGACUCUGCCAGUGAGGAAUCUGUGAGAGCCAGAACUGCUUCAAUAAAUGAACAGCUAGCAGCGACGCAACCACAAACUCAGAGUAAAGCCAAACUGAUUUCCCGCAUGGCUAAGAUGGGUCAGCCAAUGUUGCCAAGGAUGGGGUCCAGUGCGACACAGGCAGAUAGUGUAGACUCUGAAGUAGAGGAUCACACCACACAUCAAGCACCCGCUCAUCCUUCCAUACCAGCGAAGCCUGACAAUCUACAAACCGUGCCACAACAACCACUAUUACAGCAGACUGAGCCAGUACAGCAGUUACCCCCGCAGACUGUGCCAUCACAACCUUUGACCCAACCUUUGACCCAACCGAUGCAAGCUGCCCAACCUUUUCCACCACAACAACUAGCACUUUACCAAUCUCAGCCUCAGAUGCCUGCACAACCUUUCCCGCAAUAUGCAGGUGCAACGCCUUUAACGUUCCAGCCACCCCAACCGAUGGCUCAAGUUUCACAGUAUGGGAUGGCUCCUACACAGCAAAUGCCGCAAGUUCCCCAGUAUAGUGCCAUGUACCCACAGUCACAACCUCCACAGCAGCAACCAGUCGGCAGCGACAUGACCACUCCUAUGCUUCUGUCAGAAACCCGGCAACAACAGACUGAAAUACGGCUUGCUAUCGGCAAACUGCAAGAUAAAAUUGAGACAGUCUCGUCCAAGAUCGACCACAUGCAUGUACAAGGAAGCCAGAGUGUUGCCGUGUCUGGUCAGCAAGGCAAUAUGGAGUCUGGCAUACUUAUGCAGAAUAUACAGAGGAUAGUACAAGAAAAUGAACGACUGAAACGGGAAAUGUUUGAAAAGAGUUCAAGGAUUGAAGUCCAGAAUGAAAAGAUUUCAGAAUUGCUGCAAAGAAAUCAACAGUUUGUAGAGCAAAGUAACGUGAUGAUAGAGCAACGAAAUGAUUCGUUUAAGAACACAACGGCGCAAUCACAGGCACGAGUGUUGGAACUAGAGCAGGAAAAGGUCAAUCUUACCACAGAGCUGAGUGCUGCCACCUCUAGAAUCAGUACUAUGCAACUAGAAAUAGCCAAUCAGAGACAAGCAGAAAGUGAUCUGAAAUUACAGCUUCAAAACACCAUGGCAACCUCUCACCAAACGAGUGAUGAGUUACACAUGUUAAAAACAGCUAAGUUUGAAUGUGAAAGCAAGAUAGAAAAACUAAGUCAGUCACUGAAAGAAGAAAAACUUGAUGUCAAGAAAUACAGAAGUAGACUUGAAAACUUAGAAGAAGAAUUGUCAGAUUUGAGAUCUGAGAAAGAAAUCCUGGAAAAGAAUUUAUCAGACCGGAAGCAGAAAGCAGCAGCUGAGAAAAGGAAAUCUGAAGAAGAAAUCGAGGAACUGAAGAGAAUUCACGAGCCUGCCAAUGACACUGGCACUCAGGAAGAAGUUGAGUCCUUGAGGUCAAAGUUGAGAAAACAGAAGACGUCAACAGAUGCUGCAGCUGCAGAACAGGUAUCACAGGUUGAGAAGGAGUUGGAAUCACAGUACGCUGAGAAGUGUCAGCGACUGGUGGCACAGAAUACUGAUAAGCAUACAAGACUCUAUGAUGAACUCAAGGAGGAGAAAGAAGAAGUGGUUAAAAAACUGCAAAUACUUGAACAAAAGUUUUCAACACUGAAAUCAUCUCAUGGGGAAGGCGACAGGAAGCUUGAUGAGCUGCAGCAACAGGUUGAUGUCAUGGCAGAAUGGAAGGAUAAGUAUGAGUUUCUACAAAGAAAUAACAAUGCCAUGAAGGAGAGAUACGAGAGUAGAAUUCAGGAGUUAUCAGCCAGCUUAUCAGCGGCCAGUGUUUCCAUGGCAACCUCUCCAACUAGUCCAAUAAGUGGUGGGUUUACAAGAGAUGAAAUGGUGGAGGAGGUCAAAAAGAUUAUGAACAAUGUAUAUUAUACACUCAGGAAAGAGUUUGAGGUUAACCAGAGUUAUACCGGUUCUGAGAUCCUGGCGACAAUGCUGAACACUAUCAAGACUGUCACCAUGCAACUAGUAGGUCAACAGGAAAGCAAAGAAACUGAUGAAGAGAGUGAGAGCGAGGAGGAGACAGAGGAAGAAACUGAUGGCGGGGAUGACAAUGAUGAAGAUGAUGAUAAUGAUGAUGAUGAUGAUGAUGAGGCAACAGAAGAUGAUAAAGUUAAAGUCAGUCAAAAUCCUCAAGAACCAGGACAUCAAGGUCCCCCUACCCCACCUCUACCUGAAGACCUUGGACCUCCGGCCUCUCCUCCUCCACCACCUCCACUAGAGGAAGAAGAAUCCAAACCAGAAUCAGAAUCUGUUGUUACUGACAUGUACAAGACAAAUCAAGCAGAUGAGCCAGAGGCCGCUGAGUCUGAUAGACAAGAUGAAGAGGAUGGUGAUGGUGAUGGAGGAGCUGUCACAGAAACAAAGGAUGAUGAUGAUGAAGAACAGAAAUCCGAGGAAGCUGCAUCAGCUGCAACAGAAGAUUCCCAGCAACCACAAGAAGAGAAAGCAGAAAAAAGUUUACCUUCUCAACAAGAUGACCCCACAGACCAAGCAGAAGGACUGGUUUUAAAAACAACAGGUAGCCUUGAAGUUGACCAGCCAUCGGAAGAAGAGAACAAUGCGCAGUUACCAGAAUCAGAACAAAUUGCUGCUGAUUUACCAUCAGUUGCAAGUGAGGAAACUGCAGCAGAACCUGAAUCCUCUGGACAAAUUGAUGUUGAUUUGCCCUCAGUGGGGAGUAGUGACAAGAUGGAAGAGCCGCAAGCAGAGGAGGCUGUUCAAGAAAAUGCAGAAUCCCCAGCUCCUGAAGAUGAAAAAGAAGACAUUGAUAAUAUAUUUGGUGCUGAUGGCGCUGAUGCUGUAGAGGACACAUUUGGACCUGAAUUCACAAAGGAGGAGGAGAAGGAAGAGGAAAAAAAAGAAGAUGAGUCUAGUGAUGAAGAUGUCACCAAACCAAAGCCACCUCCUCCCUUAUUUCCAGAUGACGACGAUGAUGAUGAUGACUUGGAUUGGCUAAACUAAAUUGAUCAAAGGUCGCCAUAGUGAUUAGCGCAUAUGAUCAACGUACAUUGACUGUAUUUUUGAUUUAAUUCAAAUCAAAAAAAAAAAAUGUAAUGUGAAUUACUGAUUCACUGUCAUGGUUACUAUUUUGUAUGGUGCACUGAAAGAAUUUCGAGAUGAACAGACUUUUCUAUUUCAUAUGUAAAAAAUAUUUACAUACAAUAUCACUCAAAUUAUACUAAUUUUAUAAAAAAGUGCACUCAAUCGUGUAUUGGAGUACUCAAGCAAUUAUACACAGUGCACUGCAGGUAACUUCCAAGAUGGCCGCCAUAGUGGUGGUAGUCAUGACGAUAAAAUAUUAUGUUGCCUGGAAAACUCUUGAAGAUCACCGUCUUUGAGCAAUCCAAAUGAACAUUUUCUUUGCAUGUGCGUCAAAAAUAAUACUUAUAUAUAGUAACAUGAACGUGUAAUAGAUAUGAAUAUAUUCUUGAGAAUGUGGUGAUUGAAAUUAUUAAUUAUUUUGGUCUGCAAUGACCCCCACCCUUCCUUGUUUGGCUGAAUUAUGUGAUGUUCUGAGGGGAUUUUUUAUGUGGCAUAAUGUACCUAACUGUCAGUCUAUUGCUUUUCAUGUAGUAAAAUAAUGAAUACCUGAGUUGGUGACUUUACACCUCAAAGCUAGUGCAAUGUAUCUUUUAUGGUGGUAUAUAUACUGUUUAUAAUCGCGAAAGCCUACAUUAAAGAUUGGAAUGUGUGGAUGUAAUGAAA
This is a messenger RNA of Saccoglossus kowalevskii, 4765 nucleotides long. Its product is annotated as FK506-binding protein 15-like. Lineage: Eukaryota; Metazoa; Hemichordata; Enteropneusta; Harrimaniidae. Gene Ontology annotation, molecular function: peptidyl-prolyl cis-trans isomerase activity. The record is from RefSeq and is a predicted model, not a curated record.